Acanthoscelides obtectus is the source of this 2241-nucleotide messenger RNA. NCBI's taxonomy places the organism in Eukaryota, Metazoa, Arthropoda, Insecta, Coleoptera, Chrysomelidae. The record is from the annotation of a GenBank genome assembly.
CUCGACGUGUAGAUCUUGAAAACAUAAGCAAUUUUUCUUAGUACCAUAUGCACCAAUGUCUUAAGGGAACCGAGAUAAAGGGCUCUGCAACAUCAAAAACAUCUGAAUACCGUCCUGUAGCCGCGACAUCCCCGAGUGGUACUAGGACACUAGCUCAACCCGACGACAGAACUGGGUCGGAGUCAGUGUGUCAGGUCAGUAUGCAACCUUCAACCGACGGUUACGGUCACGCGUGUAGAGGUAAUCGCGUAGACGAGAAUCCCUCAACAAGCACUAGAGACGUGGCUAGAGAAGUGCAAGUAUCAAAAACUAAAGUGUAGCAAACGCUGCGUGAAGAGGGGCUCUAUCCGUUUCACGUCCAACGUGUACAAGCCCUUCAACCUGACGAUUUUCCAGCAAGAGUGCGGUUUUGUGAGUGGUUAUUGCAUCAACAUGACAAUACUCCGGACUUUUUGAAGUGCAUAUUGGUGACAGACGAAACUACGUUCACGCGUAAUGGGGUGAAUAACUUUCGCAACACUCAUGUUUGGUCAGUAGAAAAUCCGCACGCUGUCCGUCGGGCACAUUUUCAACAAACAUUUACGGUGAGUGUUUGGGCUGGCAUGGUGAACGGUAUGCUCAUUGGACCAUUCAUUCUCCCAAAUCGAGUGGACGGGAUGCAAUACCUAGACUUUUUACGCAACAUUUUGCCUUCCUUGUUUGCCUGCGUCUGCUCGGUAGCGCAUCAGCUGAUUUCAUUUUCUGUUGGAGCGGUAUGAUUUCAGGCAGAGACGUACUCAACCCUUCUCGUCAACUGGAGAGUGAGUACUUUUUCCUUUAUUUUUUUUUCACUUGGUCGCCCUCGUUUCACUACACAUUACCUUUGUUAUUUCAAGGGUAGUUGUUUCUGAAAAGGAAAACCCCAACUUUGCGGACACCCUGUAUAUGUUAUAUACAUCAUAUUUUUUAUACACCUACAUUUUUAAACUUCUAACUUAUCAAAUGUAUUUAUGUUUUUUGCAUUGUUUAUUCAGUUUUUCUUUUUUUUUUGAGUUAAGUGGCAGAGUAGCAUUAUGCUAAACUUCGUCCCCUAAAUAAAGACGAUUUAUUAUUAUUAUUAUUAUUUUCGGACUCAAUAUAAGUAGAUUAGACAUGAUUUGCCUCUAUGCAACAGUGCUUUGUUAAUCCGUCAGUGGGCGUCAAACUUUUCUUUUUGAAACUCAUUUUUCAGAUAUUUUUGAAGCGAUACUCCGAUUGGAAUUCAAUUUGGAACACAUGUGUUCUGCUAGACGUUCUAAUAUUUGGCUCUUACAGAAAACUUGAAAGGGUUCAAGAUAUGUGAAAACCACCACAACAUGAAUUAUAGCAGAAUUCUUUCGCAACUCUCCCAACGACUGUAAUUUUUUUAUUUGAAAGAUCCUUAUGUUUACUCCAUUUUUAGUUUUUUUUUCAUAAAAACAGGCCACCUCAAAUUGUUUUUAAGCAGAAAAAUAUUUUUCGGAGCUGGUUCCUAAGAAAUGUUCUUAUCACAUCAAGUGCUAAAGUCCAGUAGGCAUCUAGUUGGCAGAAAUAUGGGAUGUUAUGUCAGUGCCAGUGAUGCCAGAUCUGGUGAUUUUGUGAAUAAUCUGGUGAUUGGUGAAAAACUUUUUGACAAAUUGCAACGUCUAUUAAUUGAUUUUAAAUAAUUUCUUCUCCAUAAAAUAAUCUCUUGGCUGUAAAUGAAAACAAUAUUUCUGCCCCGUUUCCCAUACUCAAAAUGAAGUUCUUUGAGUAGACUAUACGAGCCCCUUCCCACUUCAGUUGGCCCACUUCAAGAUUUGUAUCAACAUAUGCCUUUAUUAACUAAACAUGACGAAACUAUUUACGUCUAAAACAAUUUAUUUUCUCAAAAACAUUUUAGAUACACUCUAGUCGUAAAAAAUACAUAUUUGAAAUCACUUAGACCUAUAACUAAUAGAACAUCUGAACAAAUAAACAAUGUGCGAAUAAAUGCGCGAAGUUAACAAAGCAACAAUUGAAAGAUUACCAUUGGGUAACAUCACCUUUAUUUUUUAUUACGGCUGAAAUUCUUUGGGGCAUAGUGUUAACCAAGUUUUGGCAAAAAUUGGGUGUAAAACAAUUCCAUAUUUCUUGAAGCUUUUGUCUCAGUCGUAGACCGUCUCUGACUGUCGAACGUGGAGGUACCACCCGGCGGAUCUCGUAGGCGGAGCCAGAAUGUGUGCAUGUUGCAUGGACACGUGUUCCCUCGCCAGAGUCCGUGUG